Messenger RNA from Ilyonectria robusta, 381 nucleotides. RefSeq lists its product as uncharacterized. The record is from RefSeq and is a predicted model, not a curated record. The coding region runs from base 1 to 381 and encodes 126 amino acids. The transcript is spliced from 2 exons. NCBI's taxonomy places the organism in Eukaryota, Fungi, Ascomycota, Sordariomycetes, Hypocreales, Nectriaceae.
AUGGCUUGGAUGGGUGGCCAGCCCGCUCAGGGCCGAGACCCUCUGCUACGGGUGCACCAAAGACCCGGCAUCUGGAUCUCUGGGCUGCUUGGCUUCUUUUUCAGAGGGCGAGCCGGGUCUGGCAUCCCACAUUCCGCCAUAUUUUCCUACAGCAGGACUGCUCCAUACUCAUCUGCCUCGUCAGUGCGAAUCUUGAGACUCACGGACUGUAGGAUGAUGAUCGCCCUCAACUGCCGGGACGACAAGAUCCACCAGUUCGCUCGCUCGCCCGCUCCCUACCGUUACCGCUCCCGCGCCGAGCCCAGCCCAAGUGCGGCCAAGCCGAUCCCAGGAGCAAUGGCCAGGGCGGCUCUCGCGAGUGUCACCCGUACAGUAGCGUAG